AUGUCUACGGACAUGGAAGUCGACCCAGCCCCUCCUGCGUCUGCAGACCCCAUGGAUGGCACUUCGUCUCCCACAGACACCAAGAAACCGGCCAACGCCGGCACCGAGGCGCGCACCAUUCAAAAUGCGGUCGCGGUGAGAAGUAUCGAAGGGUGGAUUGUGAUCGCGACGAACAUCCACGAAGAAGCGACGGAGGAGGAUAUUCACGAUUUAUUCGCCGAGUACGGCGACAUCAAGAACUUGCAUCUGAAUCUGGACCGGAGGACGGGCUACGUCAAGGGCUACGUCCUGAUUGAGUAUCCUACCCAAGUCGAGGCCCAGGCUGCCAUCAAAGCCCUGAACGGCGCGAAACUGCUCGAUCAAACCAUCUCGGUGGACUACGCUUUCGUUCGGCCACCACCCAAGGAUAAGGGUGGCCGUGGCGGCGGCAUGGCGAUCAAGGGACGCGGCGCAGGAGGAAGGGGUGGAAGAAGUCGAAGCCGAAGCAAGAGUAAGAGCAGGAGCCGUAGCCGGAGCCGGGACAGAGACAGGAGGAGAGAUCGCGACGAAGACAAGAUGGAGAGGGAUGGAUGA
Molecule: messenger RNA, 573 nt
Organism: Cladophialophora yegresii CBS 114405
Lineage: Eukaryota; Fungi; Ascomycota; Eurotiomycetes; Chaetothyriales; Herpotrichiellaceae
Exons: 2
Coding region: 1-573 (190 amino acids)
Biological process (GO): RNA splicing
Cellular component (GO): exon-exon junction complex; nucleus; cytoplasm
Molecular function (GO): mRNA binding
Source: RefSeq, a predicted model, not a curated record